CUGACGGGAGCCAACUUCCUGAACUCGUCCCUGUUUAUGCCAAGUUAGCAAAGUUCUGCACAAGUGUGUGCCCCCAGCCGGGCUAUGCGCUGCCAGCUGCCUGCCACUCUAGGCUCCCCAUAGCUGGUCGGCACCAUGAUGAAGAAGCCAGACCUGAAGGUGGUGCUUCUGGGAGACAUGAACGUGGGCAAGACGUCUCUGCUGCACAGGUACAUGGAGAGGAGGUUCCAGGACACGGUCAGCACGGUCGGGGGAGCCUUUUACCUCAAGCAGUGGGGUCCCUACAACAUCUCCAUCUGGGACACUGCAGGGAGGGAGCAGUUCCACGGCUUGGGCUCUAUGUACUGCCGGUCUGCUUCUGCUAUCAUCUUGACCUAUGACGUCUGUAACAAUCAGAGUCUCGUGGAGCUUGAGGACAGAUUCUUGGGCCUGACUGACACCGCCAGUGACGACUGCAUCUUUGCCUUAGUGGGCAACAAAAUCGACCUCACCGAUGACUAUGAAGCCGAGGGAGAGUCUGAAGGAGAAAAGCCUCGUAGAGGUAGUGCUUCCAAAGUUCGCAAACAGGUUCAUAAUGAAGAUGCUAUUGCACUGUACAAACGGAUCAUGAAGUAUAGAAUGGUGGAUGAAACCCAUACCCCAGCCGCAGACAAAAUGUGCUUUGAAACCAGCGCAAAAACGGGAUACAAUGUCGAUUUCCUGUUUGAAAGUGUCUUUAAUAUGGUCAUCCCAUUAAUUGUGAAGAAGAAAGCAAAUGGACCAGACGAUACAGUCAUACUGACACAGAACCAUCACGAGAAAAAGACUAAAAGCGGCUGCUGUUAACAGUUGGGUUUCUUGAUGGUCCUCCCAACUGCUUGGCAUUUCCAGUUAACUUGACUAAAUAUACCAGCGGUUCUGUACAGUCAAAUGUAAGAAGCUUUAUUAAGACGAGCAGGAUUUUGCACAAAUACACCAAAUUGUAGUACUAAACAACUAAUCGAAUGAAUCUUACGCUUACUGAUUCAUUUAUAGCAAUCAAAUACGUUUUACAGAUCAUUUCAAUGGCUUUUGCAUUGUUUGCCAAGUACGUUUAGUACAUUUAUUUAUAAAAUUCUGCUCAUUUUCCACAGAAUAACGAAGCUUCACAUAUGGGAAUGUUUGCCUGACUCCAUUCAAAAAUAGUUUCAUAUUUCUGUUUGAAAAGUAACUUCAUUUAAUUAGUUUUUGAGCAAAAUUUUUUGAAAAUGAGUAGUGUCUAUCCAGGAGUCGUGACCUUUUAUGAUUGGUCAGAAACGAUACAUUAUAACAACUUUUCGUAUGCUAUGAAUGUAUAUACCUAUAUGAUGAAUAAGUAUAUUUUUGGGGCGAGGAGUAAUUUAUGACCAUCAUUAAUGAUGUGAUUUGUCAUUAACCUGUAUGAAUGACCUAAUAUUAAAUGUAAGAAUUUUC
Messenger RNA from Bufo gargarizans (Asiatic toad), 1431 nucleotides. RefSeq names its product RAB20, member RAS oncogene family (gene RAB20). The transcript has 2 exons. Gene Ontology annotation, molecular function: GTP binding; GTPase activity. Gene Ontology annotation, cellular component: endomembrane system. Bases 136 to 825 code for a protein of 229 amino acids. Lineage: Eukaryota; Metazoa; Chordata; Amphibia; Anura; Bufonidae. The record is from RefSeq and is a predicted model, not a curated record. Gene Ontology annotation, biological process: intracellular protein transport.